Molecule: messenger RNA, 2772 nt
Organism: Xenopus laevis (African clawed frog)
Lineage: Eukaryota; Metazoa; Chordata; Amphibia; Anura; Pipidae
Gene: hhipl1.L
Product: HHIP like 1 L homeolog
Exons: 9
Coding region: 144-2633 (829 amino acids)
Cellular component (GO): extracellular region; membrane
Source: RefSeq, a predicted model, not a curated record
ACUGUGGGUGGGAGCAGCCCAGAGGCCUGACCCAUCAGAGCAAAUGAUGUGCAGCUGCAGAGAUCAGAUCAGUAGGGAGGGCCUGGUGCUUCAAAGUAGCUGGAAUAGUACGCUGCAGUUGCUGUACCGAGACUGCUCUCCCUAUGGAUGUGAAGCUGUUUGACAUGGGGUCUGUCAGAAUGUUGGGAAUACUGCUGGCAGGUGUUCUUAGUGCUCUGUUGGGCACAGGCUUUGCCCACCCUCAGUGCCUGGACUUUAAGCCCCCUUUCCGGCCAGUGCAGGAGCUGACUUUCUGUGUCCAGUAUAAGGACUUUGGCUGCUGUGACUCAGUAAGGGAUGGAGAGUUAAUGGACAAUUUCUAUCGCGUCCUCAGCCACUUUGACCAGUCGGGGUACGAGCGCUGCGCUGCCCAUGUGCAGGACAUCUUAUGCCAGGAAUGUUCUCCUUAUGCCGCACACUUGUAUGAUGCAGAAGAUCCCUCUACUCCUGUAAGAACCAUUGCAGGCCUCUGUGACGAUUACUGCUGGGAUGUGUGGCAGACCUGUAGGUCUAUUUUCCAGUACCUGACGACUGAUUUAGAACUUUUAGCUUUGGAAAGCAACAAAGCAAAGUUCUGCAGGCACUUGGCCCUAGAGGACACAGACUAUUGCUUUCCUCGCCUCCUAGCAAAUUCCAACCUUAACCAGAACCUUGGCUUGGUGACAGCUGACUCGGAGGGCUGCCUGCAGUUGUGUCUUCAAGAAGUAGCAAAUGGACUGAGAAAUCCUGUUGCAAUGGUACAUGCAAAUGAUGGCACACACAGAUUCUUUGUGGCAGAACAAGUGGGUUUAGUGUGGACCUACCUCCCCAACAAAUCCAAGCUAGCAACUCCAUUUCUCAACAUCUCUAAAGCUGUGCUGACCUCACCCUGGGAAGGAGACGAACGGGGGUUUCUUGGAAUUGUUUUGCAUCCACACUUCAAACACAAUGGCAAAGUCUAUGUUUACUAUUCAGUGGAAAUUGGCUUUGACGAAAUUAUACGAAUAAGUGAGUUCAGAGUUUCCACUCAUGAUAUGAACACUGUUGACCACGGAUCGGAACGGAUAAUUCUGGAAGUAGAGGAGCCAGCAUCCAAUCACAAUGGAGGAGAGAUUUUAUUUGGGGACGAUGGAUAUCUCUACAUAUUUAUUGGGGAUGGAGGGAUGGCCGGUGAUCCAUUUGGGAAGUUUGGUAAUGCCCAGAACAAGUCCACAUUAUUGGGCAAAGUCUUGCGUAUUGAUGUGAAUCACAAUGAUCAUGGCCCUCUGUAUAGAAUCCCACCAGACAACCCAUUUAUCAACGACCCAUCUGCUCGGCCUGAAAUCUAUGCAUAUGGGGUGAGGAAUAUGUGGCGCUGCUCUUUUGAUAGAGGAGACCCACAGACAAAGGAAGGGAAAGGACGUCUUUUCUGUGGAGACGUAGGACAGAAUAAAUUUGAAGAAGUCGACAUAGUAGAGAGAGGAAAAAAUUAUGGCUGGAGGGCAAGGGAAGGAUUCAGCUGUUAUGAUAAGAAACUGUGUGCUAAUUCCUCUUUAGAUGAUGUUCUCCCAAUCUUUGCCUACCCACACAAACUGGGCAAAUCAGUCACUGGAGGCUAUGUCUACAGAGGUUGCCAAAACCCGAAUCUGAAAGGGAUGUAUAUAUUUGGAGACUUUAUGAGCGGGCGUCUGAUGGCUCUUAAGGAGAAGCAGGAGACUGGCGAGUGGCUGUACCAUGAGAUCUGUAUGGGAACUGGGCAGACUUGCAUUUUCCCUGGGCUCAUUAAUAACUAUUACCAGUACAUUAUCUCUUUUGCUGAGGAUGAAGCAGGAGAAUUAUAUUUCAUGUCCACGGGAGUGCCAGUUGCCACGUCACCAUCUGGUGUUGUGUACAAGAUUGUUGAUCCAUCAAGGAGAGCACCCCCUGGCAAAUGCCGCUUCCAUCACAAUCCGGUAAAAGUGAAAAGUGAAAUUAUCAACUUUGUGCCAAAAGAGAAGUUAAUAAUAAAAACAACAUCCACUAAAAGCUCUAAAGUAAAGUCUACAGCUAAACCAUCUGGAAGAACUAAAACCACAGCCCAGACUCCAGUUAGUUCUACUCCUGAUUGGAUUGAACAGCUAUUGAAGCUUCUGCAAAGUCCAACAGAGAAAGCAAGGGUAAAGGUCCCAACCACAACUCGACCUGCCACAACGAAAGCUCCAAGGUCAAGAAAAGGUGGAAAAAGUGGUGAGAGGAGGGGCCACAAAAAGAAAACUGGUAAUUCAGAAACAAAACAAAUCUCUUCUGAGGUGCAUAAUGGAGCAGUACGUUUGGUAAACAGUCAAAACAAGUCUGACCGCGGGAGGGUUGAAAUCUUCAUUAAUGGAGAAUGGGGCACAGUUUGUGAUGAUCUGUGGAACACCAAGACAGCAGCAGUGGUAUGUCGCCAGCUGGGAUUUUCUCAUGUUGUUAAAGCCAGCAAACAAGCAGAGUUUGGCAGUGCAAAUAAUCUGCGGAUACUUCUUGAUGAUGUUCAGUGCACUGGGAAGGAAAAGACCUUGCUUGACUGUAAACAUAAAGGGGUUGGAAAACAUAACUGUACACAUCAAGAAGAUGCUGGAGUUAUAUGCAGCCAUAAAGAAAACACUGAAACCUAAAAAACUGUAGGAAUAAUAACCAUUAGUCUGAAACAAAACAUUUGUCAUAACUUAUUUUAGGAAUAUCUUACAGACAUCAUCUUCUCUCCAGACCAGCUUUGGAGCAUGAUUUUAAAGCUAGCCUAUAUCUCCGAUAGGA